UGACGCCACGGCACUCUAGCCCAGGCAAUAGAGUGAGACAUUGUCUCAAAAAAAAAAGGCGCUCUUAUUUUGUAUAUCUUGCCUGAGAGUCACCUACAGCAUAAAUGUUAAUAUCUAAAGCUCUGAGACAGACUGCCUAAUACCGCCACUUACUAGCUAUUUGGCUUUGGAUAAGUAGUUUAAUUUUCUAUCCCUCAAUUUCCUUAUCUGUGUAAUAGGAACAAUACCGGUAUGUAGCAAUACAAGUAAAGUGCUUACAAGCUUUUUUUAUUCUAUAAGAUUGGCAUUCUUAAAGGGAGGAUAAAUGUUUUUAAAAAACCAAAGGUUUUCUCCUGGAAGCAAUGGACAAAACAGAUUUAAAAGGUGUACAAUUUCAGGCAGGGGAAGAAAUCAGGCAUCAUUUUAUUCACUGAGCUUUUCCCCUUAACAUUCAUAAUCCAUUAUCAUUCAAACUAGAAUAUUGAUCUCAGGUUUUUUAUAUUUAAGUACAACAAUGACUUUUAUUUUCCCCACCUUUCUACCUAAGUAUUUGUUUCUACUGUCUCCAAGAUCUCUGAAACCAAUGGCCAAAUAAGAAACUUAAUGAUGAUCUUUCAGGUUUAAAAGCUGAAUCUUCUAGAUCAUUGCCCACAAGAGAGCUGACAGUUCAUUUGACCUUAAUAAUUGCUGAUAAAGUUCUUUAUUCAUAUUUGGGUAAAAUUAAUGACUUUGAGGAACAUUAUAGGAUAUACAUUAAUAUUCACUACAAAUGGAAAACUUCUUUGAGUUCUAAUUUUAUGCACGAUAAAUUGGGGCUUUAUUACUACAUUUAACCUUUAACACAUCUUUCUUUAAAAUAUAGAUUCAAAUGUGAAAUCUAGUAUUUGCAUACAUGGUACCAAUUUGUGACGGUCACCCUUUCUAACCCACAAUGCUUUAAGUUCAUAAAAGGAACCUGAAUUAUAAUGAGAUCUAAUAUUUCUAUUAUUGGUACACACAAUUUCUUUCCAGAUCUUCUUUAUGUAUGUAAGUAAAAUUAUGCAUAGUGCAGAUUGAAUUGCUAAAAACUCCAAUGAGAAGUGAGAAAUAUAAAUAUAAAUGUAAAUAUGUCAUACAUACUUAUUUCAGGUGAAUAUCAUUUCCCCUUUAUCUGAAAUGAGUUUAUCUUUUAAACUCAGGGAAUUGGGCAGAACAAAUGCAUUCUCUUCUUUGAAAUAAAUCAAAGUUAUUUAUGUCAAAUAUUCUACCUAAUAGAGGUAUAUUGGGAACUAUAACAAUUGAUAUGAUAAAAGAGAAAUAAUGUUCAGGUUCAGAUCUUAGCUUCUGUACUAGACUAUAAAAUGAGACUGACUUAUUUUUUAGUACUAUCUUCAUUGCUCUGUUGAUCAAAUCUAUGUCCAAUAAAGACAUGAUCAGGAGCUAUUAUAAUACAAAUCCUACAACCUUUGUAACAUUCAUCAAUCUACUAAAAUUUUCUGCUUAAAGCCUUUAAAACAAGACUAUGACUGAUGGUUUAUAAUUUCUUAAAGAAAAUUUAUAAAUUUCUCCUUCAUGCUUUGCCUUAGGAGUAUUUCAGAAUUGCCCACUCUAAUAUAAGUCAGCCCAAACUGCUGCACUGUCUUGAAAGUUAUACAACUGCAAAAGUGGCUGUAGUAACUGCUUAAACCCUGACUUCAGCUUGUUGAUUUGUCUUUUAAGGAAUAACUAGAGGACAAAAAGAACAUAAUCUAAACAAGUGAUUGCAGGGCUUUCGAAAAAGAAAUGCUUAAUUCCUUUGUAAUUUAUAUUGUAAUUCUUGUCCCUUUUAUGAACUCAAAAGAAAAUAAUGCUAUAAAGAAAUAGAGAAAUGUCUAUGUAUGAGUACUUUUAUAGAAGCAGGUUGGAAAAUGAAAUUCCUAUUAAUAAAAGACAAAUAAUUUAGCUGCCACAGCUGGAUAUCUCCUAACUGCAGCACAUAUUUCUGUAAUUGCUCUAAUCCUUGUGUGUUUUCUUGCUCUUUUGCAGGCAGACCAGUAAUGAUUGUGGUAGAAUAUAUGGAGAAUGGAUCCCUAGACUCCUUUUUGCGGAAACACGAUGGCCACUUCACAGUCAUCCAGUUGGUCGGGAUGCUCCGUGGCAUUGCGUCGGGCAUGAAGUAUCUUUCCGAUAUGGGUUAUGUUCAUCGGGACCUUGCAGCUCGGAAUAUAUUGGUCAAUAGCAACUUAGUAUGCAAAGUUUCUGAUUUUGGUCUCUCUCGAGUACUAGAAGAUGAUCCAGAAGCUGCUUAUACAACAACUGGUGGGAAAAUCCCCAUACGGUGGACAGCCCCCGAAGCAAUUGCCUACAGAAAAUUCUCCUCGGCAAGUGACGCGUGGAGCUAUGGCAUUGUCAUGUGGGAGGUCAUGUCCUAUGGAGAGAGACCUUACUGGGAAAUGUCUAACCAAGAUGUCAUUCUGUCCAUUGAAGAAGGGUACAGACUUCCAGCUCCCAUGGGCUGUCCAGCAUCUCUACACCAACUAAUGCUCCAUUGCUGGCAGAAGGAGAGAAAUCACAGACCCAAAUUUACCGACAUCGUCAGCUUCCUUGACAAACUCAUCCGCAAUCCCAGCGCCCUUCACACCCUGGUGGAGGACAUCCUUGUAAUGCCAGAGUCUCCUGGUGAAGUUCCCGAAUAUCCUUUGUUUGUCACAGUUGGUGACUGGCUGGAUUCUAUAAAGAUGGGGCAAUAUAAGAAUAACUUCAUGGCAGCAGGGUUUACAACUUUUGACCUAAUUUCAAGAAUGAGCAUUGAUGACAUUAGAAGAAUUGGAGUCAUACUUAUUGGACAUCAGAGACGAAUAGUCAGCAGUAUACAGACUUUACGUUUACACAUGAUGCACAUACAGGAGAAAGGAUUUCAUGUAUGAAAGUACUACAAGCACCUGUGUUUUGUGCCUCAGCAUUUCUAAAACGAAGGAUAUGCUUUCUACUACCCUCUCUUAUGAUUCUCCAAACAUCACUUCACAAACUGCAGUUUUCUGUUCAGACUAUAGGCACACACCUUAUGUUUAUGCUUCCAACCUGGAUUUAAAAUCAUGCUACAUAAGUCCUCUUUGAAUAUCCUGCAGAUAAAACCCUGGCCCACUGCAGAUUACCACUACAUAAUGGUAAAUAACUCAGCAUGGACGUGUAACUUUGUAUAGCAGUAUAUGGGAAGUGUUCACGGACUUAACCUAGAGGAAUUUAUCCAGGUGUGGCUUGCUUAAUGAUGUAUUUAGAGUGUGAUGGUAAAAGAGAAAGAAAUAGUUGACCUUUCUUUCAUGUUUUGUGAUCAAGUAGCUUCCAAAUUGACAAAUGUUUGUUUUUUAGGUAAUUACAUUCAACUCUAUGGGUUGUAUUGUUACUUUAUUUUUUAAUAGUUUAACUGGUGGUGCCUGAUAUUAUAGGCUUAUUUGCAGAAAUGACCAGUGAUAACAUGUAGUGAAUUUUUGUCAGAUGUGACUGUAGUAAGAAGGGGGUUAUUAGGAAGGGAUAGGGAGAGAAAUACUGUGCUUUUAAAACUUCUAAGCCUGGGUUUUUCAUUUUUUUUAAUCAACUCUAUAAUGUCCUACAUAUUUCAUAGUAAGUGGUAGUUUAAAGGCUUUGCCCCUCUAAUUUUUUACUUACUAUAGUAUAUUUCUCUACUACCUUAUGAAGAGCACCCAUGAAAAGACCAAGAGUGAAUUCAUUGAUCUAAUGGCUUUUGUAGAGGGAAGCUUGGGAUAAACCCAUGACUAUUCUCUUGGUUCAUCUUCACAAGUUUGCAAAAGUAAUUAUCAAAGCACUGAGAAAAUUAGUCAUUCUCAGUAGAAUUGCUUUGAAUAACAUAUAUAAGUUUAUACCCUUAGAUUUAAUGUAAAAUGAGUAAUUAAUUUAAUUUGAACAGAAUUCUAUGGUAUCUCUGCAGUGGCCCAAGAAAAUAAACACAUCUAGUUAACUGUCAAGGGUACAUUUUGCAAGGUGAAUAAUUCUUAUGUUUUGUUUGCAAAAAUAAGUUACAUGAACAUGCUGAGCUCGUUUCCAAACCUUCUAAGAAAGUAGUGUCAACCUGGCUCUAUAAUAUAGUUUCAUAAAAUGUGAACACGGCUAUGGUGUGUUGUCACAAUCUUCUCAGAGGUUGCAAAAAAAGGCAAAUAUAUUUUUCAGUGAAUUAAGCUGAGUCAGCUUAUCAAAAUAAUGCUAUCCGAUGUACAAAUUCAAUUAUAAAAUCAGCUGCUCCCUGAAAACUAAAAAAAUAUGACUACUGUGCUAGGUGGAAGAGUAAGGAGAAUGUAUUAAGGGAGAAAAAAAAAAAAA
Molecule: messenger RNA, 4272 nt
Organism: Microcebus murinus (gray mouse lemur)
Lineage: Eukaryota; Metazoa; Chordata; Mammalia; Primates; Cheirogaleidae
Source: RefSeq, a predicted model, not a curated record